Messenger RNA from Numida meleagris (helmeted guineafowl), 5814 nucleotides. It is a transcript of the gene REPS1, whose product is annotated as RALBP1 associated Eps domain containing 1. The coding region runs from base 223 to 2616 and encodes 797 amino acids. Gene Ontology annotation, molecular function: protein binding; calcium ion binding. Gene Ontology annotation, cellular component: plasma membrane; cytoplasm. The transcript has 20 exons. The record is from RefSeq and is a predicted model, not a curated record. Gene Ontology annotation, biological process: endocytosis; endosomal transport. Lineage: Eukaryota; Metazoa; Chordata; Aves; Galliformes; Numididae.
GGGGAGGCGCGCAGGCGCGCCGCCGUGUGGGCGGCCGGGCGGGCGGUUGGCGGUGGGACGGUGUGAGUUAUCGCUCGCGCGCGGCGGUUGGUUGGGGCGCGGCGUCCACCCUCCGCCUCCCCGACGGGCCGGGCGCGGAGCGGCUCCGCGCGCUCCUCUUCCUUCUCGCCGCCGCCGCUGGAUGCGGGGCGGCGGCAGUGCUGCGCGGAACCGGGGCGUAAGAUGGAGGGCCUGACGCUGAGCGAGGCGGAGCAGCGCUACUACUGCGACCUCUUCUCCUACUGCGACACCGAGAGCACCAAGAAGGUGGCGUCCAACGGGCGCGUCUUGGAGCUCUUCCGCGCCGCGCAGCUGCCCAACGACGUGGUCAUGCAGAUUAUGGAGCUCUGUGGUGCAACAAGACUUGGCUAUUUUGGAAGAAGUCAAUUUUAUAUUGCUUUGAAACUCGUUGCUGUGGCCCAGUCAGGUCUCCCUCUAAGAGUGGAAAGCUUAAAUACAGUGAAGGACCUUCCUCUUCCCAGAUUUGUUGUGUCAAAGAAUGAACAAGAAUCAAGACACACAGCCUUGUAUUCUUCAGAUGCUGAUAACCCAGCUUCCUAUUCAGGUGUGAUUCCUCCUCCACCUGGCAGGAUACAAGUCAAAAAAGGCUCUGUGAGCCAUGAUGCAGUUCAACAACGUACAUCAACUGAUCAACAGGAGUCCACAUCUCCAGUUGUUUCACCACAGCAAUCCCCACCAACCUCUCCACACACAUGGAGGAAGCACAACCGCCAUCCCAGCGGAGGGAAUAAUGAACGACCUCUUGCUGGACCUGGGCCUUUUUGGGCUCCAUUUAGUGAAGCACAACCAGGCUCAUCUACUUCUAGUGAUCCCAUAUGGUCUGGUCAUUCGCCACCACCUCACCAAGAAAAUUGGGUCAGUUUUGCUGAUACCCCACCAACCAGUGCUCUUUUAGCCAUGCAUCCUGCUUCUGUCCAGGACCAGACAACAGUACGAACUGUAGCAUCAGCUACAACAACAAAUGAAAUUCGUAGGCAAUCAAGUAGUUAUGAUGACCCCUGGAAAAUAACUGAUGAACAAAGGCAGUAUUAUGUUAAUCAGUUUAAAACCAUUCAACCUGAUCUAAAUGGAUUUAUACCAGGAUCUGCAGCUAAGGAAUUUUUCACUAAGUCGAAACUACCUAUUCUUGAACUUUCUCACAUUUGGGAACUUUCGGAUUUUGAUAAAGAUGGUGCACUGACGUUGGAUGAGUUCUGUGCAGCAUUUCAUCUGGUAGUUGCUAGGAAGAAUGGAUAUGAUUUGCCAGAAAAGUUACCGGAAAGCUUAAUGCCCAAACUGAUUGAUUUGGAAGACUCAACAGAAGUUGGGGAACAAACUGGUGAGGUUGGUUACUCCAGCUCUCCAGCAGAAGCACCUCCGAGCAAGUCUCCGUCAAUGCCAUCCCUAAACCAGACCUGGCCAGAAUUGAAUCAGAGCAGUGAGCAGUGGGAGACAUUUAGCGAACGCUCUUCAAGCUCACAAACUCUGACCCAAUUUGAUUCUAACAUUGCACCAGCUGAUCCUGAUACUGCAAUUGUGCACCCAGUUCCCAUAAGAAUGACUCCAAGCAAAAUCCACAUGCAGGAAAUGGAGCUUAAAAGAACUGGAAGUGAUCAUACUAACCCUACUAGCCCACUACUUGUGAAACCACCUGAUCUCCCAGAAGAAAACAAAAUGAGUUCAUCUGUAAAAUACACACCUGGAAAUACAGUUACAGAUGGUUACAGCAGUUCAGACUCCUAUACUUCAGAUCCAGAGCAAAUUGGAAGCGCCGUAACACGGCAACGAUCACAUUCAGGAACAUCUCCAGAUAAUGCUGCACCGCCACCACCCCCGCCAAGGCCUCAUCCUUCUCACUCUCGAUCAUCAUCUUUAGAUAUGAACAGAUCCUUUUCAGUUACCCCAGGACAGCAACAGGCUGGAGUUGUUGCCUAUCCCCCUGCAGUGCCUCCAAGACCACAGCCUUCACAGGGUGCAGGUCCUCAUGUGCAUCGCCCAGUAGAUGCUGACAGCCUAAUAUCUCAUACCAGUACCUCACCUCAACAAAUACCAGAACAGCCAAAUUUUGCAGACUUCAGUCAGUUUGAGGCAUUUGCUGCAUCAGGUGUAAACAAGGAGGAAGAUGAUGAAAUUGAAACACACUCAGAAGCCUUGCAGGUUGAAAAGCCCUCUGAUUCUGCGAGUUCUCUUAGAGUUGCCAAAGCAGAUGGAAGAGUUGAAGAGAAAGUACCUGCUAAUGUCCCCGCUAGUGCGGGUAAAGGCACUACCCCACUUGCUCCACCACCAAAGCCUAUUCGCAGAAGAUUAAAAUCAGAAGAUGAGCUGAGACCUGAAGCUGAGGAGCAUACACAGAAAACAGGUGUCAUAGCUGCUGUUCUUGCUUCACAGCCAUCUAUUCCUAGAUCGGUAGGAAAGGACAAGAAGGCAAUUCAGGCAUCAAUCAGACGCAACAAGGAAACCAACACUGUUUUGGCCAGAUUGAACAGUGAACUACAGCAGCAGCUAAAGGAUGUUCUUGAAGAGAGAAUCUCCCUGGAAGUCCAACUGGAACAACUUCGACCUUUCUCUCACCUCUAAGCCUACUGCCGUUAACUGUGAAUUUACUAACUUUGAAAGGGGUAUUGGUUUCAAAGCCUAUUUAAAGAUCCAUGCGUCUAGCUCAGUGCACUCUAUUCUACAUUAAAUGUUGUAGUUCUGUUUUGUCAGUUUGUCCACUUUUGUAUUUAAGUAUUUUAAUUUCAGUACAGGAAAAAAAAAGAAACUUUUUCCUUGAAUGUGACACUGCCUCUCACAUCGUUUUCUGUGGACAUCUGUGACCUUUGUUGGACUUGAGUUUGCAGAGUUUGUCGCCAAAAUUUCCAACUGGAACUUUUUAGUGGUUUCUUUCCUGUUGAAACAUCUUUGCAGAGGAGGAUUGAUGAUCAGUUGACUUGAAACACACAAAUUCUUCCUUUGCUGUGGCAUUUAUUUUAGCGUGCCAGAAAAGAGGGAAAAAAAAAAAACUUGUCAUCAGCCAAUAUUACCUCCCUUAACUGCCUUUCACAAUCUGAAAGAUGUUCACAAUUCUAGAAAGCCUGCCUCUUUGCAAUAAGCCAGUUUAAACAGGUUGUCAGAGUUCUUGCAGGCUGUUCACCGUAUUGUCUGGAUUUGGUUUCAUCUUUCUGUUGCAUACAUUAUAGAGUACGUAACCACAGUUUGCCAGGUGUUCACAUUUUAUCCAUUCAUGACCCUGAUUCAGCUGCAUGCAUGUGAAGACUUAUGGUACAAUUGGUGGUCUCUUAAACAAACCUUUUUUCAGACCUUUUUGUGAAGGAGGUGGGUAUAAAUCCCCAACAUAAUAAUUACACAUUUCCUAAGCACCACCUGUAAUUGCAUGUUUCACACAUUACCUUUUAAUAACAGAUCACAUCCACCAGUCUUCACUAUAUCAAAUUGUAUUUGUCAAGCAACAUGUCGAUUCCCAGCAAAAAAAAAAAAGUUAAAAGAACAGUUUGCUUCUUAGGAAUUCUGGGAUACAGGCCUUAUUUCUCUGGCAUAUAGACAGGCUUCACUAUUAACCGAGUUCCCUGAGUGUAUCCUGCUAUUCAGGUUGAUGUACUGUAUUAGGAUUUGUUGUAUAUUGUAUGAUACACACCUUUUGAUCUCAUAUGUAAAUUUGCAUUAAUUGCUGACUAACAGCAGAUAUUCUAUUUAAUGGCUUCUUCUGGCUGUGGGAUCAUAGAUGUUUAACUGCAUGGAUGUAUCUCUGCAGAAUCAGAACUAGCAAUUGUGUGAUUUUUACACCAAUAAAACAGCACAAUAUUUUAAUUUUGUUGAUUCAUCUUUACGUGGGAAUUGGAACUCAUUCAGACGGGGAGGGGCUUUGCAGAGACUUUUUGUAAUUUUGUGGCAUGUACAAGAUAGUUGCAUAAUCCCUUGACCAUUUUUUUUCCUUGUAUAUUUCUAGCUGUUGGUCAGAAGCGAUCGGCUUCUCUUAGUAAUCUGUGGCUAUACUACUUUUGUAUCCUCCUAUAAGCAAAUUAAAUGUAGCUGUAACUUUUAAAAAGUAAAUGCUGGUACUGACUUGGGUCAAAGAAUUGUAUACUUCCUUAGUGUUCAUUUUUCUAGUUUGAUUUCUUUGAGAGUACUUUUGAAAAUUAAAACUGAAUGAAUUACAUGUUAGCAGUCUUUAUCUUCACUGUGUCACUCCUACGCUUCAAUGAAAUUCUCUUAACAUUUGCUUCUGCUGCGAGAAAAUAGCUGAAGUCAGAUUUUUUUUUUUUGCUGGAUAUGCUGUUUAUUCCAAUGAAAAUGAGCUAUUUCCCUUCUUGGUUAUCAUAUGCAUACUAGUUCUUUAUUACUAAAAUUAUUCCAGCAUUUCAGACAAAGUGUUACAGGUGGCUUAUAUGUCAUCCAACGCAAGAUUCCCUGAUAUGAAAACCAAGAAUGUCAUAGUUGCAUGAAAAGAAGUUAUUUUCUACUUGUAUGUAAAUAGAUUCUAAGAAAUGGUACCUAAAAGGAUGUGAAGAUUACGUUUCAACUGUAUCUUGUAAACUAGUAGAUUAAGUGCAAGCCUUUGAUUGCAAGAAAAAGCGACCAAAACCAGAUAUAACCAGGUUUAUGCUAUGGAGGAAAAAAGCAAAACACCCAGAACCUUGAAGCUGAUGGAUUAUUCACAUCUGUUGCAUUUCAUCAAGUAGCAAGUACACUGUUUUUUAAAAGAAUGCAAAGUGAGUCACUUCACUGUCAUCAAAAAAUGUUGAUUUUAAAUCAAGUGCAUCUUGUCCAUGCAGUUUAAAGUUAAAUGCAUUUUAAAAACAGAGCUAUUUUCAUAUUGGUAUUUAAGUACUAAGCCUAUGUUUGUAGCAGCAGGAGUCGUAAAUCAAGAGUUUGACAUUUUAAGCUUAAGGGUAAAGAGCCUUUUGCAUUCUAACAUGACGUGUACGCAGUCUUCUCAACUGUAACUUUCUACAGAGUGAUAAGUUAUGUAGUGUUUUAAGUGAAGAAUUUAGGAAAAUUGAACAUUUUUGUAUCUUGCCAGCAAGUCUAUUUUAAGAGGUUUUGCGGUUUAUUUUUAAAGCAUCGUUUAACAGCUUUUUUUCUGAUCAGAAGAGCUUCUAACUGAAAAAUAACAUAGGUUUUAAUAACAUCACUGCCAACAGUGCUCAGAAGAUACCUCACUAAGUAAUGUAACCCAACUUCAAUACCUUAGGAAAUUAUUUACUUGUCUUCUCCAUUUGUUUAAUCUUGAUCCAACUACUUGAUGGCAUUAUUUAUGAACUUAGAUUGUAAGCUCUUCGGGGCAAGGAAUUGCAGUAUGAGAAAUGUUCUCUGUACUGCACAAAUGAACGUAGACUAUUAAAUAGUCUAUGUGUGGUUCGUAUGCUCUGGCUGAUAGAUAGCAACAUGCAUUUCUUAAACACCUGCAAAAUGGUUUACUUUGGAUUUCAUGAUUGGAGGAGCAUCUGCUUUCUCAUUUGAUUUGCCUUUUUCUGCUUUUUCUGAUGUGCCUGUUUCUUCAUUCCACCUUCUUUAGAGUUGCUUUUCAAUUGCUUUUUCUCUCUCUUGUCCAUCUUUGAACUGCAGAGAUGAUUUCCAAAAUGCAAAACAGAAAAGCCACUUUAAUUAAAGCAGUAUGUUUAAGUAGACCCGGUUUAAGUUAGGUGUUCUGAGGCUUUUUGUACUUCAUUUGCCCCUCACUUUACUUGCAGUUGUUUACUACCUGAGCUAAGGGAUCUUUUAAUACUAAAAAUGUUGUACAUGGGAUAAACUAAAGAAAAUAAAUUUUCAGCAUUG